Neurospora hispaniola is the source of this 1377-nucleotide messenger RNA. RefSeq names its product ubiquinol-cytochrome C reductase complex CORE protein 2 precursor. Lineage: Eukaryota; Fungi; Ascomycota; Sordariomycetes; Sordariales; Sordariaceae. The record is from RefSeq and is a predicted model, not a curated record. The transcript has 4 exons. Gene Ontology annotation, molecular function: metal ion binding. The coding region runs from base 1 to 1377 and encodes 458 amino acids. Gene Ontology annotation, cellular component: mitochondrion.
AUGAUCUCCCGAUCGGCUCUCUCGAGGGGAAGCCAGCUGGCCCUUCGCCGCCCGGCCGCUGCGAAGACGGCCCAGCGCGGCUUUGCUGCUGCUGCUGCUUCUCCCGCGGCGUCAUACGAACCCACCACCAUCGCCGGCGUCAAGGUUGCCUCGCGCGACGACUCCGGCCCGACCACCCGCCUCGCCGUCGUCGCAAAGGCCGGUACCCGUUACGAGCCCCUUCCCGGUCUGACCGUCGGUCUGGAGGAGUUUGCGUUCAAGGCAGGUACACAGAACACCAACAAGAGAACCGCCCUCCGCAUCACCCGCGAGUCCGAGCUCCUCGGCGGCCAAUUGCAGGCCUACCACACCCGUGAGGCCGUCGUCCUCCAGGCCUCCUUCCUCCGCGAGGACCUCCCCUACUUCACCGAGCUCCUUGCCGAGGUCAUCUCUGAGACCAAGUACACCACCCACGAGUUCCACGAGCUCGUCGAGAACUGCAUCCACGAGAAGCAGGCCAAGCUCGACUCUGCCGCCAUCGCCCUCGAUGCCGCCCACAACGUCGCCUUCCACAGCGGCCUCGGUUCUCCCCUCUACCCUACCGUCGACACCCCUACCUCGUCCUACCUCAACGAGAACUCGGUCGCCGCCUUCGCCAACCUCGCCUACAACAAGGCCAACAUCGCCGUUGUCGCCGAUGGUGCCAGCCAGGCCGGUCUCGAGAAGUGGGUUGAGCCCUUCUUCAAGGGUGUUCCCGCCACCAGCUCCGGCAACCUGAACACUGCCGCCUCCAAGUACUUUGGUGGUGAGCAGCGCGUUGCCAAGAACGGCAAGAACGCCAUCGUCAUUGCCUUCCCCGGUGCUUCCCUUGGCGUCCCCCACCCCGAGACUUCCGUCCUCGUCGGUCUCCUCGGCGGUGUCUCCAACAUCAAGUGGUCCCCCGGUUUCAGCCUCCUCGCCAAGGCCACCGCCGCCAACCCCGGCGCCGAGGCCUUUGCUCACAACUACGCCUACUCCGAUGCUGGUCUCCUCGCCAUCCAGAUCACCGGCAAGGGUGCCGCCGUCGGCAAGGUCGCCGUCGAGGCCGUCAAGGGUCUCAAGGCCAUCGCUGCCGGUGGUGUCUCCAAGGAGGACCUCACCAAGGCUAUCGCCAAGGCCAAGUUCAACCUCCUCUCCGCCAGCGAGGUUUCCGGCACUGGCCUCGUCCACGCCGGUGCCAACCUUCUUGCCGGUGGCAAGCCCAUCCAGGUUGCCGAGACCCUCAAGGCUCUUGAGGGCGUUACCGCUGAGAAGCUCCAGGCUGCUGCCAAGAAGCUCCUUGAGGGCAAGGCUUCCGUUUCCGCCGUCGGUGACCUCCACGUCCUUCCCUAUGCUGAGGAUCUCGGUCUCAAGGUAUAG